AUGCUUUUGCAACAAGCGUCCUCGCCGGCAGCGCGGCUCUGGGUCCACAUCAGAUGGCCCCUCACAAGAAACGACCGGCCGUUUUCUGUCGACGACUUCUCGGCCUUUGCAUCCUGGGUCGUUAUGGGCCAGGUGCUCUGGGUCUUCUUGGGAACAACCACUUUUGUCUUGGUGGCCAUGUACUUCAUCAACACGCUUGACCAGUUCUGGAACACCAUCUACGGCGACGAGACAUCGGAUGGAAGCAAGGACAAAUCCCGGGCCAAGGACGAGAGCCUUCUCAGCCGCAUAGCUGGAAGCGUCUUGUCGCACGGCCUCGGGGCCCACAUUGCGUUUGAAAAGGGGCACGUUUUGCCCCACCUCGAGGACGGCAUGCUCAAGUUCAAGAACGUCACUAUCCUACUGACUGAACCGUCCUCCAAGCUGGCUUCGUUGGACUUUUCGGCAAAGAUCGCCGCCCUCAAUCUCAGCCUUUCUUUCAAGAAAUGGUACGAGGGAAAGGGCCUCAUCUAUGACUUGGAGAUUUUUGGUAUGCAUGCGAAAGUGGCAAGAAAUGACGGAACACACACGAGGCAAGUCAUGGAACAAACAAUCCACCCGACUUUCAACUCUUUGGCCUUGUCUUUCAGCGGAUACCACGAUUCCCAUGAGCUUCAAAAUGACCUCAGAGAGCACAAGGUCGAGGAACUCACCAACAUGGCAGGCGCUACCGGCUUCUCGUUCCUAGACUCCAACUAUGAAUUGGCCAGUGUCAAAAUCCGUGACUCUUUUGUGGAGAUCCACGGAAACCAGGACACAAACGCGCUCAACGUUUCCAUAUUCAACUGCGACUUGCCACGCCUCAGAGGCGACAGGUUGUUGAUUGAUUUCUUCAACGCAGACAUUGUCACAGGCACUGUCAACAACUCCAUGUUCACCAUUCACAAACACCAAACUUUUUUGGACAGCGACAACACGGUCACGUUCAAGCUUGAUGGUAUAGAUAUGGGCUCUCUCUCCUCGGCCAACCCAAAACUGAAGUUCAACUGGUUGGCUAGUGGCAAGGCCGAGAUUGUGGCAGACAUUAGAUUGCCCAAUCUCGAGAAUUUGAACGCAGACUACGAAAGCCCUGCAGUUGCAACUUCGGGCGCGUUCCGGAGGUUUCUAGAAGAAUUGGGAAACUUGACCAACCCGAAACCGGCCUCAAAUGCUGCUUCUUCUGGCGAAGGCAAUCUCCUCAAGGGCGCUUUGAUGGCUAUAUACGAGACAUUCGCCAGUAGCUCCGAGAAGAAAGUCCCGGUGCGUGACUCUGACUACGUGAUUGUGAAUGUGAAGGUCAAGUUCACCGACUUGAAGGCUUCAUUACCUCCGCAUUUACCCAUGGCAUCUUCGGUAUCUGUCCCUUUCACCUCUCUUCAGAACUUGCGGUCCUUGAUAUCUUAUAUCAAUGGCCUUGAGACCGAGAGGCCUUUGGUGAUCAAGACUACCGUCAUCGAGAAGCUCACUGACUUGUACAAUGUGGACAACAUUUCACAAACGAAAAUGUAUGAUGCGAUAAUCGGCGACAUUUACGAAGAGUUCACGCGGAUGAUCGAGUCGGACGAGAAGCGGAUCAUGCGCGAAAAGUCCACCAUGUGGUCCCACUCGGUGAUGAGCCAGAUCCUCCUAUUGGGCUUGGGCGUCUUGGCCUAG
Metschnikowia bicuspidata var. bicuspidata NRRL YB-4993 is the source of this 1671-nucleotide messenger RNA. RefSeq lists its product as uncharacterized. Gene Ontology annotation, biological process: mitochondrion inheritance. The transcript has a single exon. Gene Ontology annotation, cellular component: mitochondrial inner membrane. Lineage: Eukaryota; Fungi; Ascomycota; Pichiomycetes; Serinales; Metschnikowiaceae. Bases 1 to 1671 code for a protein of 556 amino acids. The record is from RefSeq and is a predicted model, not a curated record.